Molecule: messenger RNA, 1203 nt
Organism: Eucalyptus grandis
Lineage: Eukaryota; Viridiplantae; Streptophyta; Magnoliopsida; Myrtales; Myrtaceae
Product: derlin-1.2
Exons: 7
Coding region: 130-975 (281 amino acids)
Biological process (GO): endoplasmic reticulum unfolded protein response
Cellular component (GO): endoplasmic reticulum membrane; Hrd1p ubiquitin ligase ERAD-L complex
Molecular function (GO): ubiquitin-specific protease binding; misfolded protein binding
Source: RefSeq, a predicted model, not a curated record
GAUCUAAUCACCGAAAAAACAAAAACAAAAACAAAAACAAAAGCGAAAAAAUCGAUCUUUCUUUAGUUAUUACACUUCCGAUCUUCAGUUGCUCCUACGGUCACUUCCAUCGAUCCCUUCAAUUCACCAAUGUCUACUCCAGGAGAAUACUACCGCUCGCUGCCGCCGGUGAGCAAGACUUAUGGAGUAGCAUGCCUGAUGACAACGGCAGCCCUCUAUCUGGGCCUUUACAAUCAUUGGACUAUAGCUCUCGAAUAUGAACUUGUGUUCAAACGUUUCCAAGUUUGGAGGCUCAUCACCAACUUCUUCUUUCUUGGGCCAUUCUCUUUCUCGUUUGCCUUUCGGCUUAUUAUAAUAGCAAAAUAUGGAGUUUCACUAGAGAGGGGUCCAUUUGACAAGAGGACAGCUGACUACGUUUGGAUGUUCAUCUUCGGAGCACUCUCACUUCUAGUAAUGGCAGCUAUUCCUCCUCUGUAUAUUCCUUUCAUGGGACCUUCCUUAGUCUUCAUGAUCGUCUACAUAUGGGGCCGCGAAUUCCCAAAUGCCCGAAUCAGCAUUUAUGGUGUCGUUUCAUUGAAGGGAUUCUAUCUCCCAUGGGCACUGCUAGCACUAAACCUGAUUUUUGGAAACCCGUUAAUGCCCGAUAUUCUGGGGAUGCUUGCUGGUCAUUUGUACUACUUCCUAACAGUACUCCACCCUCUUGCCGGCGGAAGGAACCUCUUGAAGACACCUCGCUGGGUUCACAAAGUAGUAGCGUACUGGGGUGAAGGGUUUCAAGUGAAUGCACCGGUACCGAGUGACCCUUCUGCUGGAAUUGCCUUCCGCGGACGAAGCCACCGUCUUGGUGGAAUGGCAACCCAAGGAAGCAGCCCUGAGCAAGCGCAGACAAGGGAUCAAGGGCCGGUGCAGCAGCCUAUGCCGGCGGCUGAAGGAGUUGCUUUCCGCGGAAGAAGUUAUCGCCUUGGCGGUCGCUAGCUGCUUUCUUCUGAUGAUGAUCUCUGGAUAGCCUGGCCCUACUAUGAUUGGAUCUUCUUUGUUUGUGUAGGCAGAAAAAUAAUUUGUGCAAGCAUUACAGAGUUUUUAACACUUCCAACUUAUAACUAGCAUGAGGUACAUGCUGGAUUUUAUAAUGUUUUCAUUACUGAUUUACGUAGACCAUCUUUCAGUUGAAAGCAAAGCCAAUACAAGAAGCAGUUCUAGAAA